AUGAUAAUACCGAGUACACAUCUUUUCCACCUUUUAAUAAUAAUACCGCUAAUAACAUUCCAAGUCAUCCUAGCAUCAGAUACUAAAGAUUCAUCGCAUCAUUACGCUCCACAACAAGUAGCAUGUCCAGCAAAUUCACAUUUCACAAGAGAAGCAUCUGGUCUCUCCACUAAUGAAAUUAAUUGGUUAUCCACUAGAGAUCAAGUAACAACACCUGCAUUAUACGAUUUCUUAAAUCGUACCACAUCAAAUUUUAAAAAUAAUUCAAUUUUUAAUGAAAUUUUUAAACACGAGAAUAAUUUACCAAGAAUUGCUAUUGCCAUCAGUGGAGGUGGGUAUAGGUCAAUGCUCACCGGUGCUGGUGUAUUAUCUGCUAUGGAUAUACGUACAGACAACGCGUCAACCAUCGGAUUGGGUGGCCUAUUACAAUCAACUACUUACAUAUCUGGUGCAUCCGGUGGAAAUUGGCUCGUGGGCUCUCUUUCAUGGAAUAAUUGGACUGCAAUACAAGAUAUUCUAAACAACAUGCAUAAAGAUAAUUCAAUCUGGGAUCUAGAUGAUUCCAUAGUCUCUCCAGGUGGCUUUAAUAUUUUCAAAUCAGCAAAACGUUGGGAUCAUAUUUCUAAUGCUGUGGAAGCUAAACAAGACGCAGGUUUCGAUACAUCAUUGACUGAUGUUUGGGGUAGAGCUCUCUCCUAUGCCUUUUUCCCAUCUUUAGAAAGAGGUGGAAUUGGCUCCACUUUCAGUUCUUUAAGAAAUUCUCCAGUCUUCCAGGAUGGUCAAAUGCCCUUCCCAAUUUCAGUAGCGGAUGGUAGAUAUCCAGGCUCAAGAGUUGUCAAUUUGAAUACUACAGUUUUUGAAUUCAACCCCUUCGAAAUGGGUUCAUGGGACGGUUCCUUAAAUGCUUUCACAGAUAUUAAAUAUCUCGGAACGGAUGUAUUUAAUGGUAAGCCAUCAAAUGAUAGUGAGUGUGUUAUUGGCUACGAUAAUACUGCUUUCAUUCUGGGUACAUCAUCAACCCUGUUCAAUCAAUUCUUAUUAAGAAUCAAUUCAACAAGAAUGCCAAAUUUUAUAAGGAAAUUAGCAACACAUUUCUUGAAGGACUUAUCGCAAGAUUUUAACGAUAUUGCCGUCUACAGUCCAAAUCCUUUUAAAGGUACAGAUUAUAUUGUCAAAAAUUAUACGAAAAGUAUAGUAAAAUCAGAUUCUUUGUUCUUAGUCGAUGGCGGUGAAGAUGAUCAAAAUAUACCUCUGAUUCCAUUAAUACAAAGAGAACGUGAUGUAGACGUAAUAUUUGCUGUGGAUAAUUCAGCAGAUAUGAUGGCACAAUGGCCUGACGGUUCCUCUUUAAUUCAUACUUUUGAAAGGCAAUUUGUAAAACAAGGUGAAGAUAUCGCAUUCCCAUGGGUUCCUGACACUAACACGUUUGUUAACCUAGGUUUAAACAAGAGGCCAACUUUCUUUGGCUGUGACGCUUCAAACUUGACCGAUUUGUCAUAUAUCCCACCAUUGGUUGUAUAUUUACCAAACUCACAAUAUUCAUUCAAAAGUAAUCAAAGUGCUUUCAAGUUGUCAUACUCUGAACGUGAAAGACGUAAAAUGAUUCAAAAUGGAUUUGAAGUUGCCACAAGAAAUAAUUUCACCGAUGAUCCUGAUUUCAUGGGUUGCGUUGGCUGUGCUAUAAUGAGACGUAAACAGGAAUUCUUCAAUAUAUCAUUGCCAAUCGAAUGUGAAGAAUGCUUCAUAAAUUAUUGUUGGGAUGGUACUUUGGAUACAACAGAACUUCCAGACCGUGAAAAGGAUUGGCAUAACAGCUUUAUCUAUGAACAUGGGAAGUCAAACUUCACGUACCUCUUGAAUGAAACAUUAGAUAAUUCACAAGAGAUCGAUGAAUUUGAUGAAUUGAAUCAACAUGAAGAGGAUCCGUACUUGAGAAACGCAAAUUCCAAGAAAGUUAAAAAUGAUAAUGACGGUCUCAUAUUACCUCCCGUUAUCAAUCUUAAGAUAAUUAUGUUUCUUCUGUGUAUAAUUACAUUCUUAUUAGGACUAGUAUAA
Messenger RNA from Kazachstania africana CBS 2517, 2055 nucleotides. RefSeq names its product lysophospholipase (gene PLB3). Gene Ontology annotation, biological process: glycerophospholipid catabolic process. Gene Ontology annotation, cellular component: cytosol; plasma membrane; intracellular membrane-bounded organelle. The transcript has a single exon. Bases 1 to 2055 code for a protein of 684 amino acids. Lineage: Eukaryota; Fungi; Ascomycota; Saccharomycetes; Saccharomycetales; Saccharomycetaceae. Gene Ontology annotation, molecular function: A2-type glycerophospholipase activity. The record is from RefSeq and is a predicted model, not a curated record.